AUGAAGCUUUAUUUGUUUCUUUUAUUAUUCUUUGUGGAUGAUAUGGCUUGUGAAAAGUUGGAGACUUUAAAGAAGCCGCAAAAACGAAUCGUUUUCCAAGGAAUGCACGCCUCCGACUCACACAUUGCAAGCAGUAUGCCUUUUGCGCAAAGAUGGCAUCAAGAGGGUCACUACAUUGAAUUUCUCGAAACACACGAGAAACCGGAGAGUUACAACUAUCCAGCCGGCAUCAAUCACACGUAUAUUCAGCUGAAAAGCGAUGUUUCUUAUACAGAAGUUUUGCGCGCCGUUUGGAGUCAUUAUUUUGGAGCAAGAGAGAAAGAUUUCGAUUUACUGGUGAUCGACGAGUUGUUCUCUAUCCUCGGAUUUGGAUUGGCGUUGAAGAGGAAAGCUGAAGGAAUUCCAUACGUGACGAUAGCUUCGUGUGCAAGCACUCAUGUCAUGACGCAUCACUUGGCUUUAGGAAACAACUUCAUCGGUCGUCCGGCCUAUUUCUCAAUUCCAAGCGCUCGCUUUGAGCCGAAAAGCUUUUGGAGCCGCGUGAACACUUUCAGAGAAUCAUUAGCCGAUUUUAUUCUUGUUCACCUGAAUAUCCAUUUCCAUGCUCAAAAUGGAGUGAAACAUUUGGGCCUCGACGGGCUUCAAAUGGCUGAAGUGGCGAAGAAGGCUUCAUUCUAUUUGUAUGAGGAGCUGACAAUGUUCAACUUUCCGCAACCAGUUGGUACAGAGACUCUUCAUGUUGGUUUUCAUUGUCCCAAGUUUGGUGAGCUUAAAGGAGACUAUUUGGAGCAUGUGAACCAUCCAGGAUCACAGGGAACAAUUCUGAUCGCUUUUGGAACGAAUGUGAAAUGGGAGUUCGCUCCAAUUGAAACGAUAAAAACCUUUGUUGACGCUGUGAACGAUUUAACCGAAUUUCGAAUCAUUUGGACGUACACUGGUGAUGCUGAACAUGUGAAAGACGUGAAAUCUCAUGUUCGGAUCACAAAAUGGGCUCCACAAAAGGAGAUUCUCAUUCAUCCAAAGACUGUCGCUUUCGUGUCACAUGGUGGAAUGAAGAGUGUAAAAGACACGAUUUGUGCGGGAGUUCCUGUGGUGUUCAUGCCGAUUUUGGCCGAACAGACGCUGAACGCGGAGAUGUGUCGACAAGCAGGCUUUGGCUUCACCUUGGAAAAGGACAAGUUGACGCCGGAGAUUCUUCGAAAAGCUUUAAAAACGGCAACAACUGAAAGCUAUAAACAAGCGAUGACUCGUUUCCGUAAUCAAGUUUUCUAUCUUUGUUUUUCCUUUGUGAAGAAUUGUGUAAAG
Messenger RNA from Mesorhabditis belari, 1305 nucleotides. NCBI's taxonomy places the organism in Eukaryota, Metazoa, Nematoda, Chromadorea, Rhabditida, Rhabditidae. The record is from the annotation of a GenBank genome assembly.